AUGGCCCUGCCUAGGGAAUCGGCUUUCUUGCCGACCAUCAAGUGCUCGUCAUGCGGGCGAGAUGUGGAAAUUUCCAUGAUGGGAGAUCAUCUCUGCGGCGGCCCGACGGCUGAGCGUGAGUUGUCACCGCCGCCGGAGGCCGACGAGGGCUUUGACAGCCAGUUUAGCCAACCGACGUCGGGAAAGUAUGGGUGGACGCCGCCGCCGGUAGAUACGGAGGCUGCGAGUGAGUGCUCAAAUCCCACGACUUGUGCUUCUGCCACUAACACUGUUGAUCCAGACCGCGCCUUCAUGCAUAGGGGCCAGUUGACGCCUGUGAGCCAACCCAGUGGAUCUCGCAGCGCAUCACCAAUAAUAGAUAGCGGCCUGCCUGCGACUGGCCGUGCCGGCGAUCUCUCUUCACGCUCGCCAGGAGCGAUUAGGAGACCAGGAGGAUACGGCGGUUUUGGUGACCACGGAAAGGACGAACCCGAUUCCGCCCUGAGCUCGAGUUUCGGCAGACCGGCAGGACCCGGCUUCAUGCAGAGGAUGAACACCAUCGCCCCAGGCCCAUUCGAUACGAGUCGGAGUCCAUCUACCGCAGCGUUUCCCACACGCAAGGACUCCCUGGAAAAGUACGACGGCCCCUCGCUGGAGGAGCUGGCACGCCCUUACGACGACCGUCCCAGCACAAGUCCUUCUAACACAUCCGGUGCCGGCAACCUCGCUGCACCCCCGAGGGCGCCUCGAAAGAAUGGUUAUGGCGGAUUCGGCCGUCCGGGGACAGCGGACGAAGUCCAGCCACCAAACUCAGGCUUCAUCAGCCGGUCCGAGACAUAUCCAAAACCCUCGCCCAGCCUUCAGUCGCCGGCAAGAACUUCUUCUGCACCCGGAACACGGCCAGAUCGCCUACGGCAAUCGAGCGGCGUCGGCCACCAGUCGAAAUUAUCGAUGAGCCCGGACACAUCGAGGAAGCCGCCGCCCCGAACCAGUCUGCUGGCGAACCACCGGCCCAAAAACUCGGUAUCCGUUGAUGUGGCUGCUGAAUUUGGAAUCGGUAACCCAUAUCAUACGCCUUCCGGCUCGGCCUCAUCUGGCUACACGACCUUCAGUCACCCGAGCCAGGCAAGCUCUCAGACAAGCCCGGGGAGGUCGCCGAUCGACCGCCGCGAUGCUGAUGCGGCGAUGGCAAAAUCAGACCGAUCAAUGACCGGCCUCGAGACGCCAAUGGAAAACCUGAGUACGCGCGGACGGAAUGAUCUUCCCACACCUCUCCGUACCCCAUCACCGCUCGUGACUCCGACCUACGCAAAGUCGCCUGGCGAGCGGAUUGACCCGGCGAUUCAACCUGGGAAACUCGAAUUGGAAGGACGAAGCUACGAUCGCUCCGCGCCGAGUCCGAGGUACGGCGACACCUACUACAGGGAGCCAGAGGAUAUGAGGUCCGACCACAGGAACGACCUUUCAGCUCGGGCACCCCAGACGUCCCCCGCGGGAUAUAAUAAUUCGCCUCCCGUUCGGAACGGUUCGCGUGACCCCUUAACGCUCCCGUCUCGAGGAGACUGCAAGGCAUGUGGACUGGCCAUCCGCGGCAAGAGUAUAUCGUCGGCAGACGGGCGGCUCACAGGCAAGUACCACAAGGCUUGCUUCGUGUGCACAACGUGCUCGGAGCCCUUUUCGUCGGCCGAAUUUUACGUCCUCGACGACCGGCCCUACUGUGAGCAACACUACCAUAAGCUCAAUGGCAGCUUGUGCGGAAGUUGUGGACGCGGAAUCGAGGGACAGUACCUUGAAGACGAGUCAAGCAUCAAGUAUCAUCCGGGCUGCUUCCGGUGUCUGGACUGUGGGCGCUCGCUCUCAGACGGCUACUUUGAGGUCGACGGCAGGGCGUACUGCGAGAGAGACGCAUGGAGGCGAACGCAGCCUCCUUCACCACCCGCGCAUCCGCCAGCGCCGCAGAAUGCGUAUCCGCCACCAGCGCCAGGCCAAUAUCCGGGCCGCCCUGGUCCACGUCCGCCGCGCGGGAUGGGCAAUGGGCUGCCGAACCGCCCGGGUCCGGGUCCAGGUCCGAGGCCGGGACCCGGUGGGCCGCACGGCAUGCCCCGGGCCCCGUACGGGCCCGCACCCGGAGGCCGUCGCGGCCCACCAGGGCCCGGGCUGGGUCCGAGGCCGCGGAUGAACAAGCGCAUGACGCGCAUGGGCCAGAUGUGA
Molecule: messenger RNA, 2190 nt
Organism: Purpureocillium lilacinum
Lineage: Eukaryota; Fungi; Ascomycota; Sordariomycetes; Hypocreales; Ophiocordycipitaceae
Source: RefSeq, a predicted model, not a curated record